AUGUCUGCCAUCAAGACUGUCGCUCACGCCGGUGCUGCCGGAAGUCUCGGUGUUGAAGUCCUCAAGGCUCUCAUCGAGGGUGGUUUCGAUGUUCGAGUUCUCUCUCGCCAGGCCGGCAAGGUUCCUUCUGCCUUUGCCAACCAGGUCAAGGAGGUAGUGGUUGACUACAAUGACCCUGCCUCCCUCAAGUCGGCCCUCGAAGGCGUCGAUGCUGUUGUCUCGACCCUUGGUGCUCCCGCGGUGGGCGACGCUCAGCGAGCCCUUGUUGACGCCGCCGUCGCCGCUGGAGUGCAGCGAUUCAUCCCUUCCAACUUUGGUUGCGAUCAACAAAACCCUCUUACCCGUCAGCUCCCUGUUUUUGCUGAGAAGGUCAAGACGGAAGACUACCUCGUUGAGAAGUCCACCUCGUCGCUCAGUUACACUUUCAUCUAUAACAACCUCUUCCUUGACUGGGGCUUCACCCACGGCUCCCUUGCAAACAUCAAGGAAAAGAAGGUUACACUUUACAACGGAGGCGACCUGCCAGUCAGCGUGACUCGAUUGGCUACAGUUGGGAAGGGUGUUGUUGGCGUUCUCAAGAACCCCGAGGCUACAAAGAACCGCUCUGUCAAGAUUGAGGAUGGUAAGAUCUCGUUCAAGACCAUCGCAGCAAUUGCGAAAGAGGCUGUUCCAGGCGAGUGGACUAUCGAUGAGAAGGACACGGAUGUCCUCAAGGAGACAGCCGACAAGGCUCUGGCCGCUGGUACCUUUGACGACUGGGUUUGGUUCUUCUAUAUUCUCCAGGGCGGCACCAACGCCAAGUAUGGACCCAGCUUUGAGAACAUUGACAACGAGGUUCUGGGUCUUGCGAGACUCUCGGAUGAGGAGCUGCAGGCCUUGUCUAAGGAGCUUAUUAUCAAGGCUUCCAGUGCAUGA
Fusarium keratoplasticum is the source of this 915-nucleotide messenger RNA. Its product is annotated as NmrA domain-containing protein. Gene Ontology annotation, molecular function: oxidoreductase activity. The record is from RefSeq and is a predicted model, not a curated record. Bases 1 to 915 code for a protein of 304 amino acids. Lineage: Eukaryota; Fungi; Ascomycota; Sordariomycetes; Hypocreales; Nectriaceae. The transcript has 2 exons.